Messenger RNA from Paralichthys olivaceus (Japanese flounder), 1480 nucleotides. It is a transcript of the gene rgrb, whose product is annotated as retinal G protein coupled receptor b. Gene Ontology annotation, biological process: visual perception; G protein-coupled receptor signaling pathway; cellular response to light stimulus. Gene Ontology annotation, molecular function: G protein-coupled photoreceptor activity. The record is from RefSeq and is a predicted model, not a curated record. NCBI's taxonomy places the organism in Eukaryota, Metazoa, Chordata, Actinopteri, Pleuronectiformes, Paralichthyidae. Gene Ontology annotation, cellular component: plasma membrane.
UCUUAUCAAACACAGCAGCUGAAUGAGGAGAAAGAGUUGCAGGAAACUUCGCGUCUUGUUUUCAAACGUCAGAUUGUUCAUCUGACGUUUGAAAACACUCGACAAACUUUCAGAUCAAACCUCUGCGCAGCAAACUUGCUUCGCUCGGGAACUUAGUUGCUGAAGUGUGCAGGAGGUCUGUGCUCGUUAGGAAAUUCUUCUGGGGAUUGUUGAAGGGGCUUUUACCGAGAUUAGCGUCUUUGUGUUGUUUCACGUGAAAGAGCCUUUAUAAAGGCGACGCUCUGCUGGAGACGCGUCUGCGCCAAAAACUUCAAGGACUUUUGUGCAAAGUUUGGAUGAACUUGUGCGUCUCGUCAUGGCUGCGUUUACGUUACCGGAGGGUUUCACGGAGUUUGACAUGUUUACAUUCGGCUCAGCGCUUCUGGUCGGAGGGAUGCUCGGCUUCUUCCUGAACGCCAUCAGCAUCGUGUCUUUCCUCACUGUGAAGGAGAUGAGGAAUCCCAGUAACUUCUUUGUCUUUAAUCUUGCCGUGGCCGACCUGUGUCUGAAUAUCAACGGACUCACGGCUGCGUACUCCAGCUACCUCAGAUACUGGCCAUUUGGUCAAGAUGGAUGUGGCUAUCACGGUUUCCAGGGGAUGAUAUCGGUCCUGGCCUCCAUCAGUUUCAUGGCUGCCAUCGCUUGGGACAGAUAUCACCAGUACUGCACCAGACAGAAGCUGUUCUGGAGCACGACUCUGACCAUGAGUGGAAUUAUCUGGAUUCUCUCCAUCUUCUGGGCCGCUGUCCCUCUGAUGGGAUGGGGGGUCUAUGACUUUGAGCCAAUGAGAACUUGCUGCACGUUGGACUACACCAGAGGAGACAGAGACUAUGUGACCUACAUGUUAACCCUGGUGCUGCUCUACCUGAUGUUCCCAGCUUUCACCAUGUGGUCAUGUUACGAUGCCACCCACAAACACUUCAAGAAGAUCCAUCACCACAGGUUCAACACCAGUUUGCCAUUGAGGGUCAUGCUGAUGUGCUGGGGCCCCUACGUCCUCAUGUGUAUCUACGCCUGCUUCGAGAACGUGAAGGUCGUGUCUCCGAAGCUGCGAAUGAUUCUUCCAGUUGUUGCGAAGACAAAUCCAAUCUUCAACGCUCUCCUCUACUCGUUUGGAAACGAGUUCUACCGAGGCGGCGUGUGGAACUUCCUCACCGGACAGAAGAUCGUUGAUCCAGUUAUUAAGAAGUCAAAAUAAAAAGGAAACUUCUGGCAGAAAGUCGAGACCAAAUUGUUGUUUGCUCCUAUGCUCAGUUCCUCAUACUGUUUAGUUGGGUAAGGUAAAUGUCACUGUUGCCUGUACAGUUGUAAUAUUUUCACAUGUGGGCCGUAGAUGAAACUCUGGACGAUCCUCCAGGAAAUGUACCAAUUUUCCAACUGUUGCAUUCUCGCUGCACUGCUCCUCCGUCCAUAAUAAAUCCACUGUGUUGCUGCUCUUCUA